AUCUCUCGCUCUCUCUCUCUCCCCCUCCCCUCCCUCUUUCUCUCUCCAUCUCUCCGAAUAAAACCGACUGAUUCCGCGAAUGUGCGAGCUGCCUCCUUGCAAGCAGCCAUAAUUGGGAUUAUUCAGGAAUAAUUCGCCUAAUCCAGCCGCGUUGUUUUUUUUUCCCUCCGUGUUUUUUUCUUCCUCUGAAUCGUGAUUUCGACAAGCGUCGGCGAUGUGAAUCUCCUCGUGAUUUCGGUGGAUUUGUCACCCGCCUCAAAAAAAAAAAAAAGAUGCAUUUGUUCUUCUGUCAUGGAGGCUUUUUUAUUGUGGACUAUUAAGAUGUAGUCCACCUUCGCUGGACAGCAAAACAAAGACUGCAUAUGAGCAGUUCAGGGUAAAUACAUCGUCUAUUUUUUCGGCUCAAAGAUGGGGAAAAGAGACGUUUCGAGGCUGUUGUCUAUGUGGACUAAUUGUUCUGGUGCCACUAGCCAAUAUACACGCCAAGACGAUUCAUUUAGGGGAUGCGCGAUCUUUUUCUCCUCUCUAUCGUUUGUGGGUGGGUUAUUAUAAGCAUUGAAAAUCUGACAUCAUUUGGAUUUUAUAGCAACAAGAACAAGAUAUAUAUAUUUUUGAUCGCGUCUGUUUUCGAGCCUCCUGGAAAUCCAUCCUCGACGUGAUGCAACAUAAAAGCUGUUUUGUCGGAUGAUAUUCAGACACAGAGCAAAAAUGAACACAUCCCUCCGUAUGAAGCCGUGAAAGAAGGGUGGCAGUGGAUGUGGAUGUGUUGUUUUUUUUUAUUAUACAUGUCUCUUAUUUUGGCAGAGUCCUCCUCAUCCUGGAUUUGUUUGAUCAGCUGUUGAUUAUUAGGACGUCGCCUCCACCGUCUUAUGUUUAUUAUAUGUUGCUCAAUUUCUCUCGCGAUGGAUUUAUGCAUAACAGGUGUUGUUUGAGCUCGAGAGCAUCGGCACGAGCAUGAGGCUUUAUUAUGUGUUUUUCCCUCGAUUUGACAAGCGGUGAAACAAAGCGGCCGGGCUCCUUUUUUAUUGUUUUUGUCGUGCGAGACGACGAGCGGCUCCCCCCCUUCAAAAAAAGCAGAAAUGAGGCGAUGAAAGGUAGGUUAUCAUCCUCCUCUCUCUUUCCUCACACAAACACACACACACGCGCGCAGACAUGCACACACGUACACACACAGCAGAGGUGAUUUUGACACCUGUUCAUCUGUGUGUGUGUGUUUUUUUUUUUGCACUCCAGCCCGUGUUUCAGGGGCCUAGCUGACAUGGCAGCCAUCUAAUCAGGUGAAAUGAUAUUUGUCAAGGUGGCAGAGGGCUGUGAUGUAGGGGAGGAAAUAAGGCUACAGUUAUAGAGCACAUCACAUUGUGUUUCAUGGCCUACAUAGACAAGGCCCACCCAGACUAGCACAGCUAUGUUUUAUCACCACCUUAUGCAUUUAAAUUAGGCUUUUAAGAGGGGCUGCAUCUCAAUCCCCGGCUUGUUUUUCCAAUCAAUUUUCAUGUUUUAUUCUUCCAACGAGGCUGAUUGUUGUUCCCUUGCUCAAAAACCGAGGCUUUACCAUCACCGUCCUCUUCUUGUUGUGUUAAAAAAAAGGGGGCCUGUGGUGUAAAAACCAAAUGGCUCCCUGCUCAUAUUCCUCUAUUUGUUAUGUGCUGUGAAUGGUUCGAAUCACACCCUCUGCUCUGUAACCGACUACCACGUCAAUGCACAAAAGCGGCGGAGACAAAGCAUAAAAUGUUCUUUGCUCAUUUACAACAUCUCUGUUUGUUGGACAUGCCCAGUGUUGGUUAUACUGUGUCUGCUCCAUCCCCCUGUACACCCCCAUGCAUUCACUCAAACACCCACACUUGCACAAAGUAUGUGAGCUGUUGUAUCUUAGCAACGGGCAAGGUAAUUACUGAGAGAGCCAAGGAGCUGGCAUGCUGUAGAGCUGCUGAUCUGAUCCCAGCCGUAGAGAAACAGGAAGGCUGAGAUUUCCACUGUGUUGCCCGACACAGCACUUCUAUAUCAGUGAUGUCAAAUGUGAGUGUUGUUUCUCUGAGUGUUGCUGUUUUGGAGCUAGCAGGACUGUCAGACAUCUUGUUUUUCAUUCUUCAAAAAAAAAUGUGUUUCUGUUCGCAGGUGGGGAGGUUGUGGACAAAGAGGAAAGAUGAGUCUGUCAUGUAGAAAAGAUCCUUACGGCCUCGCCUUAUAAAGACGAGAGAGAGCCGUGGGAGACGACGGCUGUAAGAGGCGGAACAGUAGUGUUUAUAAAAGGGCCUCAUCCAGGCAGGCUCAGGUGGAAGGUGAUAAGAAUGGCUAACCAGAGCUUUGCCAUCGACGGCCCUGGCAGUUUGCUGGCUGUGCUGGCCUCGCAGAGCGGACUGGCAAGAGGCGGCAGCAGCAGCAGCAGCAGUGACAGCAGCAGCAACAGUGGAGGAAUCUCUGCCACAGAUGUGUCCGCCUACUUUAAGCUGGUCUUCUUGGGUUUGAUCAUCUGUGUCAGCCUCGUAGGCAACCUAUUGGUUUCCCUGCUGGUCCUACGAGACAGGACACUUCACAAGGCUCCCUACUUCUUUCUCCUGGACCUGUGCCUGGCUGAUGCAGUCCGCUCCGCCGCCUGCUUCCCCUUCGUGCUGGUUUCUGUCCACAACAGCUCGGCCUGGACUUACAGCGCCUUGAGCUGUAAGGUUGUGGCGUUUAUGGCCGUGCUGUUUUGUUUUCACGCUGCCUUCAUGCUGUUUUGUGUGGCCGUCACCCGAUACCUUGCCAUCGCCCACCAUCGAUUCUACGCCAAGCGCAUGACCAUUUGGACCUGUGCCGCCAUCAUUUGCAUGGUGUGGACUCUGGCUGUUGCCAUGGCGUUCCCGCCCGUCUUUGACGUGGGGACAUACAAGUUCAUCCGUGAUGAGGAUCAGUGCAUUUUCGAACACCGCUACCUGAAGACCAACGACACCCUGGGCUUCAUGCUCAUGCUUGCUGUGGUGGUCCUGGCCACCCACGGGUUCUACGCCAAACUGCUGCUGUUUGAGUACCGGCACCGCAAAAUGAAACCGGUCCAGCUGGUGCCGGCCAUCAGCCAGAACUGGACCUUCCACGGUCCUGGGGCCACAGGUCAAGCAGCGGCCAACUGGAUCGCGGGGUUCGGUCGUGGUCCCAUGCCGCCCACCUUGCUGGGCAUCAGGCAGAAUCUACACAAUCAACACCGGCGGCUGCUCGGGAUGGAGGAGGUGAGGUCAGAGCGGAGGCUGGGCAGGAUGUUCUACACCAUCACCCUGCUCUUCCUGGUCCUCUGGGCUCCUUACAUCGUUGCGUGCUUCUGGAGGGUGUUCGUCAAAUCCUGCACCAUCCCUCACAGGUACCUCUCCAUUACCGUGUGGAUGAGCUUCGCCCAAGCCGGAGUCAACCCCAUCUUCUGUCUCCUGCUCAACGAGGACCUGAGGAAAGUGCUGCGAGCUCACCUGCCCACCUACUGGAGGACUAAACAACACCUGCCCCAGGACGAGGCCUACUGCAUCAUGUGAUAGCUCGAAGAGGGGAAUGUUUCAGGUUUUAAAGGGAAACUGGGAGAUAAGACUUGAUGUAAUGCACCUUGGUUAAGUGUCUGUUUUGUUGUGUUGCACAACAAAAUCAAAUUAUUGCCAACAAAUGCAGGCACAGUGCCAUUUCAUUAAGAAUGUUGAUAUUUGAAUAAAUGUGUUCGGUGCAAAGAUUAGAUCAGGGCCAUACAAAAGAAAAAAAAAGCCCUGGUUACACUUUAAAACAGUUUGUUUUCCAGAUGAUGUACUGUAUGAUUAAUAAGUAGGAACGAUCACAACAAUCACCACUCCAACUAAGUGUGACAGAUGCCAUUUUAAAAUAAUGUUGCCUUAUUUCAGCGGGACACGCCCCAGAGCUUUCAACUGAGAAUGAUUUUGUGUGUCAUAUGAGGCACAAAAACAGACACACAGAGGGUUGAAAUCCUUGAAAAAAAAAAAAGUGCUGCGGACUGUGAAUAGAAAGUGUUGAUCAGAGCGUUACUAACUCUGAAACACAUCAAGGAACUCAAAGGGUCUGAAUGGAUUUAUAGACCACCCCGGACGCCUUUUCAUGUAAUUCAAAGGAGACUGCAGAGUAUCGAAUGGACCCAAUAACCUUGGAUACAUUUAAAUAGCUGUUGUGAACCCAAGAAGCCCCUAACAUGCUUGAUUUUUUGGACUUGAUUUAGGGCGUGUCAGGUUUCUUUGUAUCAUAAAAAAAUUGCCUGUUUUCCUUUAUUUGUAAACUAUACAUGUUAAGCAGAUGACACUAUUUUGAAAUAUGACUUGAUUUCAUAUUGUAUAGACUGUACAGGAAUGUAUAUUCCUGCUUGUGUGUUUUUAUAUAGCAACUGUGUGUAUGUGUGCGUGCGAGAGGAAGAGGUAGACGCAGAGGAGGGGAGGCAGGGAGACAGAUGAGAGAAAUAAUGAUGAUAGAAUAGGUUCCAGUUAUAUUGAGUCAGUAUGAAAGCAGCCUCAUCUUGGUGUCUCAAAAUCAUGCAAAAUUGAACAAUCAUCACAUGGAAAUUAAUCCUCUAAAUGGAUUUCCGUAACUGAAAAUGUAGUCUGAUUUUUUUUAAUGAACAAGCAAAUGGGAACUAUAGAUGGAUAAUGAAAAAGGGGACGGAAUAAUUAGAAAACAACACUUGUACAUUGCAAACAGGCCAUAGGAUUUAAUGACUUGAAUGAUGAUGUGAAUUACGCCGUUUGAAAAAAAAAUCAUUAGCAAAUGAACGUUUAUUUGCAAAUGAUGAUCAUGGGAAUGUUUUUAAAGUGAUGAUAUGCUCUCAUAAGAACACAGAAAUACGAAGACAUGAAGUGGCACUUAAUUUGAAGGAAACUUGAAAGCUACUGGGCUCUUUCAUUAUCCCCCCCUCGACGGAAAUAUCACAUUUUUAAUUCCUGGAUUUCAGUAAUUCUCAGUCUAAACAGGCUUGAAUUUGACCCCUGAGAUGUUUGGUGUAUGAAAAACCCGCUGAGACCACAUUUGAGUCGUCUCCAAAUUAAAAAUCCAUGUAAAACAAAACUGUCAGACCUACAGUAUGUUAGGCAUAGAUAUAUUUGUGCAGUCAAUUUUUUCUAAAUGUGGACACUUGCACAGCAUACUGUAUUAGCAUGCAUCCCACUGCAUUUCAUAGAUUCAAGAUUGUGGAUUACAACUUGUACAGAUGUUGAUACGGGAAGAUGAAGAGAAAAGUGAACUGAGGUCCAUAAUUUUUACGUCUGGCAUUCCUUCGCGAGAUGAUAUUCUGUAACUGUACAGUUUAACUGAGGUGGUUCUUUUUCCCACUCAUCAAUAAAGACUCUACUUUUGAUGCAACUCGA
Messenger RNA from Xyrichtys novacula (pearly razorfish), 5315 nucleotides. NCBI's taxonomy places the organism in Eukaryota, Metazoa, Chordata, Actinopteri, Labriformes, Labridae. The record is from the annotation of a GenBank genome assembly.